Parnassius mnemosyne (clouded apollo) is the source of this 291-nucleotide messenger RNA. The record is from the annotation of a GenBank genome assembly. Lineage: Eukaryota; Metazoa; Arthropoda; Insecta; Lepidoptera; Papilionidae.
AUGGUCUACAUGCAGGAUUCCGAGAUUGAUCCCAAGAGUGUUACCUGGGUUUGCUACGCUCUGCCUCGCAUUGCAUGCGCAGCGAUAAGGGUGCGUUGUGAACUACGCGGGCCCGAAGAUGCGGUGUGCGUCCGGCAAGUGCGUGUGCUCAGUAUGCCCGCGCCCCACCCCACCAGCGCGCUGCCCUCGCACGCGCUGCAGUCUCUCGUGGAGCAGGACACGUUGCGUGUGUUCCGCUUGCUCACUUUACAGAAGGCUGGAAAACACUCGUCGACGACGUGGAAUUUUUAA